Molecule: messenger RNA, 1755 nt
Organism: Cetraspora pellucida
Lineage: Eukaryota; Fungi; Glomeromycota; Glomeromycetes; Diversisporales; Gigasporaceae
Source: the annotation of a GenBank genome assembly
AUGAAGACUUCAUAUCGUCAACGAUUUUCUCAAUCGUAUUCUUCUCCAUAUACUUCCCCGUCAGAAGAUAUAAGAGCCGUAGUUGCAAUUGAUUUUGGGACGACAUACAGCGGCUUCGCUUAUGCAAACAAGGUUUCUCCCAGAGAAAUUGAGAUAAAUUCACGAUGGUCAGGGAGGGAAGGACUUCCAAAAACAAAUACUGUAUUGUUAUACGAUAGUACUUGUACUGAAGUCUUGAAAUGGGGCGAACCCGCGUUAGUUCAUGAGCCAAGGAGAAAUAGAAAUAAUGUUAGGGAAUUGGGUUCACCACUUCCACCGCAACAACAUGUUGCUGAAAAAUUCAAAUUACACCUAGACGAAAAUGCCGAGAGGUUAUUUUUACCGCCAAAUUUAGAUUAUAGAAAGGCUAUUUCUGAUUAUCUAAGAAAAAUGAAAGGAGUUAUAGAAGAAACGCUUGAUAAGCGUUGGCCAGGCCUUAAAUUAUCACAAGUAUUAUUUGUUUUAUGUGUACCUGCGGAAUGGAAACCGCAUACUAAAGCUAUAAUGCGCGACUGCGCAUACAAAGCUGGAUUGUUAAACGACACCAUUGAAUCACACUUGGAGUUUACAACAGAACCGGAAGCAGCAGCACUUCAUUGCUUAUCAGUUAUUGAGGAGCACAACUUAAUUGAAGGAGAUACGUAUCUUGUCGUUGAUUGUGGUGGUGGAACAGUCGAUCUCACAAUGAGAACGAUACAGUCGGGCAAAAAAUUAAAAGAAGAAACCGAACGAACUGGAGAUCUAUGUGGAAGUACAUAUGUAGAUCAAGAGUUCAUAGAUUUUAUGGGCCGCACAGUAGGAUUUACUGCCUUACAAAGGCUACGAUCAUAUGCUUACGGUGACUUACAAAAACUUGUCCAUAGGUUUUUUUGUGAGAAUGUAAAGCUUCCGUUCACUGGAGAUCCCGACGAAUUCGAAACCAUUGAAUUGGAUCUCGAGAGACAGUGCCCCUCAUUGAUUAAAUAUAUCACAGGGGCAGAAAGAACUAAUUUAGAAAAUAAUGAAUGGAUUAUCGAAUUAGAGUUUGAAACUGUGAAAAAAAUGUUCGAUCCAGUAGUCGAAAAAAUCAUUAAACUGAUAAAUGAUCAGUUGCUAGAUCUUAAGGAACACCGUAAAUGUAUGGCAAUGUUUUUGGUCGGAGGUUUCAGUGAAUCUCCAUACUUAAGAAAACGUAUCAGAGAAAGAUUUCAAGAGCGUGUACCUAUCAUUGCGUCUCCUCGACAACCGAUAGCGGCUAUCGUUAAAGGCGCUGUAAAAUACGGAUUAGAUAUGAGCAUUGUCGAAAGUCGAGUCUUGAAAUGGACUUACGGAGUGGAAGUAAAGGCAGACUUUGACAUUCGGAAUGAUCCACAAAGACUUCGAACCAAUGAUAAUAAAAUCUGGAAGUUUGAUCUUCUCGCAGUUCGCGGAGCACCCGUUGCAGUCAACCAGACUUUUAGUAAAGAAUAUAAACCAUUAGGUGCUAACCAAACAAUGGCUGUAUUUCAAGUAUAUAUUACAAAGGAAACGAGACCAAGAUACAUUAAGGAUGCCGGAAUGCGGAUACUUGGUACCCUAAAAAUUGCUUUAUCUAGAACGCCAUCAUUAGGACGAGAACGUCCUGUAGAAUUUGGUUUGACCUUUGGUACGAUGGAAAUAAAAGCCACGGCUAAAAAUAAAGUAACAGGUGAAAUAUAUCAUACAACUUUCGAGUUGGAUGUUAAGGGUAAAAAAUAA